This is a messenger RNA of Caenorhabditis bovis, 468 nucleotides long. The record is from the annotation of a GenBank genome assembly. Lineage: Eukaryota; Metazoa; Nematoda; Chromadorea; Rhabditida; Rhabditidae.
AUGGAGCAAAUUUCGGCGCGUGUUUUGAACACAUCGAUCGAGGAGUUUUGGAUGCCGAUUCUUCAAGACGAGCAUGAGACAAUGCGAAAAUUGCAAAAAGAAUGUGAAGAGUAUGCGAAACUCGUUUUUACGUGCGAAAGAUUACUUGGAUCUCAACAACAUGGAAUUGAUAUACGUUUUGAUCUUGGACAAAAGAUUUACGUAAACGCUGAAAUUCAAGAUUCGAGCCAUGUCGUCGUAAAAUUAAUGGACGAUUUGUACGCGAAAAUGAAUUUGACAUCGGCGGUGAAAUAUAGCAAAAAGAAAAUGGAGAUGGCUUUAAAGCCGGCAACGGUCAAAUCGAUGCUGGUUGUCGCGAGAAGAGGAAAUAAGAGGAAAAUUCAAAUCAAUCGGGACGCUUUGACGGUUUUCACCGCUCUCGUCAACAUUUUUGUGAAGGUGUUCAUUUUUUUUGUGAAGAGUGAAUAA